AUGUGCCCGGAGAUGGCGAACCGCUCCCUCUCCGCCGGAAUCAGACGUUUUGUGUUAGGCGCAAGAACUCUGUGCAGCACGGUUGCUUCUCGGGCUUCCUCGUUCUACGUGCCCUUCUUGAGCAAACUCAAAUCCCCGAAGCAGAAUCCAUUGCUGGCGCUUCAAAAUUGGGUGGACGAAGGCAACAAUGUUUCACCCUACCAGCUCAGAAGCAUCGGUAGAACCCUCAUCAAAUGGAAACGCUACCACCACGCCCUCGAGUUACUUAAAUGGAUUGAAAACCAGAAGAAUUUCCAUAUGGUCCCAGCUGAUCAUGCUAUGAAAUUGGAGUUAAUCAUUGAAAAUUAUGGUCUAGUGGAAGCUGAAGAAUAUUUUAUGAAUCUACCUGACUCAACUGCAAAGAAGGCUGCCUGUCUUACUCUUCUACGUGCCUAUGUAAGAGAUCGGGGCACUUGUAAGGCAGAGGCGUUAAUGGUGAAGCUCUAUGAACUGGGCCUAGUGGUGAGCCCUCACCCUUUUAAUGAGAUGAUGAAGUUGUAUCUAGUGACAUGUGAGUACAGGAAGGUACCCCUUGUUAUCCAGCAAAUGAAGCGGAAUAGAAUACCCUGCAAUGUGCAGUCGUACAAUCUUUGGAUGAAUGCUUAUAUUGAGGAAGAAGGAUAUGGGAUUGCAGCGGUGGAGACAGUUUUUAGACAAAUGCAAAAUGACAAGAACGUUGAAGUGGGAUGGAGCAGUCUUGCUACAUUAGCCAAUGUUUAUAUCAAAGCAGGACAAUCUAAGAAAGCCACUCUGGUUCUCAAGGAUGCCGAAAAGAAACUAUCUACCUGCAACCGUCUUGGUUACUUCUUCCUCAUAACACUAUAUGCUUCUUUGAAGGAAAAGGAAGGAGUGUUGCGGUUAUGGGAAGCUAGUAAGGCAGUUGGUGGAAGAAUCAGUUGUGCUAACUACAUUUGUAUACUAACAUGCUUGGUGAAACUUCAGGACAUUGUACAAGCCAAGAGAAUCUUCUUAGAAUGGGAAUCUAAUUGUCAGAAGUAUGAUAUCAGAGUCUCUAAUGUUCUUUUGGGUGCAUAUAUGAGGAAUGGAUUAAUGGAAGAAGCAGAAUCAUUACAUCUCCACACAUUGCAAAAGGGUGGUUGUCCAAACUAUAAGACAAUGGAAAUUCUUGUAGAAGGAUAUGUGAAUAAGAAAAAAACAGAUGAGGCUAUUAUUGCAAUGAAAAGAGCUUUGGCUAUGAUGAAAGACUGCCAUUGGAGGCCGCCACAUGGACUUGUGUUAGCCGUUGCGGAGAUUUUGGAGAAAGAUGGAAAUCUUGAAUAUGCAAACAAGUAUAUUGCAGAUAUCCAUAAUUUUGGUCUUACUAGUUUACCAUUGUAUAAAAUAUUACUAAGAAUGCAUCUUUCUGCGAACAAACCGCCUUUCCAUAUCCUUAAAAUGAUGGUUGAAGAUAAGGUUGAGAUGGAUGAUGAUACGCAUUCCAUCGUUAAAGCUUUCACGGGUUAA
Sphenostylis stenocarpa is the source of this 1503-nucleotide messenger RNA. Lineage: Eukaryota; Viridiplantae; Streptophyta; Magnoliopsida; Fabales; Fabaceae. The record is from the annotation of a GenBank genome assembly.